This is a messenger RNA of Rotaria sordida, 399 nucleotides long. The record is from the annotation of a GenBank genome assembly. NCBI's taxonomy places the organism in Eukaryota, Metazoa, Rotifera, Eurotatoria, Philodinida, Philodinidae.
AUGUAUUUAUUCACUAUUCUUUCGGCACUGAUUUGCAUACAAUUGAUAACAAUAGCAUCAACUAAUGCAAUUGAUAUGAGUUCAAAUGAUCAAGUAAAACUUCUUCAUCAAUUAGAAACAUCAUUUGAUCCUGAUGAUAUAUCGACGAACAAUAGUGAAAGUGAUGAAGAAAAUAAUUAUAAUCGUCGUGCAGCAUCAUUUUUAAGAUUUGGUAGACAAAUAGCACCAUCAUCAGGAUCAUUUCUUCGUUUUGGCCGCUCAAAUCCUUCGUUUUCACGUCUUAAUCGUGCCAGCCAUAAGGGAGGAGCAUUUCUUCGUUUUGGCCGACGUGGUCAACAAUCAAAUCCAAACAAUUUUCUUCGUUUGAAUCGGAAAGGUGACUUUUUACGAUUUGGAUAA